This is a messenger RNA of Parnassius apollo (apollo), 951 nucleotides long. The record is from the annotation of a GenBank genome assembly. Lineage: Eukaryota; Metazoa; Arthropoda; Insecta; Lepidoptera; Papilionidae.
AUGCCUCUGCAUUUUUUAUUCCUAGACCUGCAGAAGGCCUUUGACAGUGUUUCUAGGGAGAUGAUCUGGUGGGCGUUGCGGUCGAAAUUGGUACCAGAGACCUACGUGGAAAUCGUACGUGACAUAUACCGCAACUCCGAUUCAAUAGUCAGGACCGCUGUUGGUGAUACCACCCCCCUUCCCCAUAACCGUAGGCUUGCAUCAGGGCUCCGUCUUAAGCCCUAUCUCUUCAGUGUGAUAUUAGACGAACUGUCAGCCAGCGUACAGAAACUACCGCAGCCUUGGCUGCUUAUGUACGCUGAUGGCAUCGCACUGGUAUAUGGGAACAAAGGACGGCUCACCAGACCCGUGCAUGCAUGGAGGGAGGCGCUUGAGAGCGGCGGGCUGAAGCUAAACGUGGCGAAGAUGGAGUAUAUGGCCUGCCUGUUGCAGGCCAUAUACUCCGUCUUCUCAGAUCUGACGUCUCUCCGUGUAGGUGACAACACCGUCGAGAGCAAGGACAACUUCAGGUACCUCGGAUCUGUGCUUGAUGCGUCCAGGGACAUCGAUCGCGACAUGAAGGUCCGUAUAUCAGCGGCCUGGGCGAAAUGGCGCGAGGUGACGGGUGUCAUUUGUGACCCCAAAAUGACGGUAAAGCUGAAGGGACAGGUCUAUAAGACCGUCAUAAUGCCUGUCCUUACAUACGGCAGUGUGGUGGGGCUGUUGCUGGAGCGACACCGGCAGUUUUUGCAUGUCACGGAGAUGAACAUGCUGUGGUGGAUGUUGCCGGAGACGAAUUUCCGCCUGAUCCAGAACAAGACUGACGAUGAUACUGUGAACGUCAUAUGUGCUGCGGACAGAGCGUUUCCUGCACCAAACCUGACGCUAGCCACACCUGAGAGGUCGUAUAAAAUCGAAGAUGUGUGCUCUAUUCAGCAGUUGGCUUACAAGGCAAUUGCACCUUAUCGCUAA